CUUCCCCCAGUCUUCCUUAACUGCCACAAUUUAGUGACUGUCUAUGUUGUGUCGUAGGGGAGCAGUGCACUGAGAUGGAUCCCAUCCUGGAGGUCCUGACUGGGGCCAACACUACUGGAGGCCCCUCCUUGAACCACAGCAACAACCCCCUGGACAUGUUCUCUGGCAUGCAACUGCUGCUGCGCUUCAAGCCCCUCUUCCUGCCCCUCUACUGCCUCCUGGUGGCUGUGGCCGGCAUAGGCAACUCCAUCCUGCUGGCCUGUAUCCUGGCCGAUAAGAAGCUCCACAACGCCACCAACUUCUUCAUCGGUAACCUGGCGGCCGGCGACCUGCUGAUGUGUCUGACCUGCGUCCCUCUGACCGCCUCGUACGCCUUCGACAGCCGCGGCUGGGCCUUCGGACGCCCUCUUUGCCACCUGGUGCCGCUGCUGCAGGCCGCCACUGUCUUCGCCUCGGUACUGUCCCUCACGGCCAUCGCCGUGGACCGCUACGUGGUGGUGGCCCACCCAGUGAGGAGGAGGAUCUCUGUCGGGGGCUGCGGCGCGGUGGCUCUGGGGGUGUGGGGGUUGUCUCUGGCCUUGGCUGCCCCUCCCUCCCUCCACACGCGCUACCUGGACCUGAGGCCCCGCGGGGUGGAGCUGGUGGUGUGUGAGGAGUUCUGGCCGAGCUCUGGCCAGCUCAGGCUGCUCUACUCCUGCUGUAUCCUGGUAGCCUCCUACAUGAUCCCUCUGCUGUCAGUCAGCGUGUCCUACUGUGCCAUCACAGUGCACCUGAGACGCCACACGCUGCCCGGAGAGCCCUCACACUGCCAGCAGCGCUGGAGCCAGAGGAGGAGGAAAACCUUCUCUCUCCUGGUGGCGUCUGUGCUUGCCUUUGCCCUCUGCUGGCUGCCCCUGCAGGUGCUGAACCUGCUGCUGGACCUGGACCCAGACUACCACAUCGUGGACAAGCGCUAUGUCAACGUGCUGCAAGUGUGCUGCCACCUGGUGGCCAUGAGCUCCGCCUGCUACAACCCCUUCAUCUACGCCUCCCUGCACAGCAAGAUAUGGCUGCACCUCAAGGGCUACCUGUGCCCUUGCCGCCGCCAGGGGCCCCCAGGGGGCCAGCUCCUCUCCCGCUGCACCUCCCGGAACCCGGCCACCUGCCUCAGCCUGCUCUCUGAGGUCCCCGCCCCCGGCAAGGAGACCCCGGGGGCCACCGGUCGAGAGUCCGACAGCACCCUCUGAGAACAUCAGGAACCACAGCAUGGUUUAUAGGUAGGGGUCAAAAGGUGAUAUGCCAUAGCAACAGCCAUUACAUAUAUCUCAUACACGCAGUUAGAGACGACGUAGGAGCAGGGAGGAGGGGGAGAAUGAGGAGAGGCAGAGAGACAGUGGGACAGGGGGAUCAGACUUCUCUGGAGACCGUCAGCCCUCUGGAUCGUUCAUUCUAUUUGCCUUGGGUGUCACUACAGCAGCCCUGCUGCCAAGGACGAUGAGCAGGUCCCACAUCUUCUGUGAGGCAGAGCGUGUAAACACUGUUGGGACCUUGGGCUGGGAUGCAGGUCUGGAAAGUGGCAGAGGGGGGUGAUGACCCUGCUCUGAACUCCUCACUCUCCAAAUGGAUUACACACACGAAACAGAGGAGAGCAACAGGGCACAAACAGUCCGCAAGGAUAGCUCACUCUUUUCCGUUGUUCCCUCGUUCUACUCUGCCUUCGCCUGAUUAUGACGUUUCUUACUUUCUCUCCCUCUUCUUACUCUCUCUUGAUUCCUUUUUCCAAUGUAUUUCAAUGCAUGUAGCUUUACUUUUAUUUUGAUUCCUCUCUCUCUCCUUUUCUCUCUGUCCCCCUUUCCCUAGCUCCCCCCCAUCUUGUCUUUCUCUGCCUGGGCCAUGGAGCGAUUCCCCAGCCCAGUGCUAGUUAGGUGUGUUGGAGUAUCUUUGAACAGGUGUUAAUCCCUGCAGUCUCAAACCCAAUCAGCUCCCUGGAACUCAAUUAAUCCGAAGCAAAGCGCUAUCUGUGCAGUCACCCACUGUGAUAUUAUGGCUGCCAUGUUGACUGACAGCCCAGGAACAGCACCCAGUCUGCCAAAUGUACCUCACAAUUGGAUUAGUUUCUUAUCUGUUGCUGAGUAGCGCAACUAGAACACAACAUACACUUUUUAACCCAUUGUUAUGCCACUUGCUGAACCCAGAGACACUGACUUUGAGCCUAAUCAAAUGGAUUCAUUCCCAGAGGCCCUUUCUGUUGGUGUCUGUGAAUUGGUGGCCCACCCAGUGAGGAGGAGGAUCUCUGUUAGUUGUUUUCAAAGUGAAUUUCUCCUCCCCAAAAAAACUGGUGUUGCACAAAGCUCCUGCCAUCUGAUUUCCCAGUGUGUCGUGAUAACAAGUGGGGUUUCAAGCCAAAAUCAUAACUCUGUUGUCAUCUUUUGACAAUAUAAUUUAUAGCGAUGGUUACACUGAGUGAAAGUGAGCUUCCUAGCUGUGGUUUCAGUGGCUGUAUCAGAGGAUGAAGCGUGUGUUUCUAACAGGGCUGGGCACCGGUGUCCAUGUCUGUCUAGUUCGCUGGGGUUCAUGUAGCUAACAUUCACAAGGCCUCUGAGCACGCUGUCACUGACUCACUCUAGCACACCACCCACUGUGUCAAAGUCCAACAAGAACACUGGGUUUGAAUGGCUUUAAUUGUGAUCUGUAUGGAUGUUUGUGUACGACCAGAUAUCAAACUGACUUUAAAAACAGACUGCCGCUGUUAAGUGUGAGCAAAAUGUUUUUUUUUUUUUUUUCAAUCUUCAAAAUCAAAUAUAAUGGAAAAGGCACAGGGGUUUUGAAUGAACCUCCUUUAAACAAAUAGAUCAUGUAGGUUUUGAGUAAUACACCGUGUCACACAUACUGUACACACAUCCGAAACAAUUACUUGCAGCGAAUGCAUGCCUGCAGUUUCACACAUCCCUGUUACACACACAGUGUUUCUGUUCCUUCUCUGAAGAGCCACCUGUUCUACCCUGCCUCAUUGUUGGCAUCACCUUGGUUUCCUGUAUGAGGUUCAGAGGCAUCAUGCACAUAGGGGGCACAAGGGCAGAUUUUUCCUGUUGAUUUAUUUUUCAGAUGUUAAAUGAAUUACUGAACAAAAUGUUUAACCCCACAUUUUCUCAUAAUUAUUUAUAAAAAAGAAUCUGUCAGCCGUAUUUCGCAGAGAGGGCACAAUGACUGGACCAGGCAAACAGUACACCCCCCCCCCCUCCCCCAUUCUACCUAGUAAAUGGUUCCUUCCAGGGUUAAAUCAAAUUGUAUUAGUCACAUGUGCCGAAUACAACAGUGAAAUG
This is a messenger RNA of Salvelinus sp. IW2-2015, 3302 nucleotides long. RefSeq names its product prolactin-releasing peptide receptor-like. Gene Ontology annotation, cellular component: neuron projection; plasma membrane. The record is from RefSeq and is a predicted model, not a curated record. NCBI's taxonomy places the organism in Eukaryota, Metazoa, Chordata, Actinopteri, Salmoniformes, Salmonidae. Gene Ontology annotation, molecular function: neuropeptide Y receptor activity; neuropeptide binding. Gene Ontology annotation, biological process: G protein-coupled receptor signaling pathway.